This is a messenger RNA of Ricinus communis (castor bean), 1035 nucleotides long. RefSeq lists its product as uncharacterized. Bases 1 to 1035 code for a protein of 344 amino acids. The record is from RefSeq and is a predicted model, not a curated record. NCBI's taxonomy places the organism in Eukaryota, Viridiplantae, Streptophyta, Magnoliopsida, Malpighiales, Euphorbiaceae. The transcript has 3 exons.
AUGUUGGCUGAGAGGCAGCCAAGGACUUUGCCUAGCAGUACAGAGUCCAACCCGAGGGAGCAUGUGAACGCAAUCAUGUUGCGGUCAUGUAAGUAUGUUCCUAGUCCUUCUUCUAUUUUUAACAAUGAUGCUGAUGCGCAGGUAGAUUCAAGCAAGGAAGUUGAAUCUACCAAGGUGAAAGAACUAGAGAAGGAAGAGGCAAAGGAGAUUCCACUAAGGGAAUAUCAGCCCAAAAUUUCGUACCCUACUAGAUUAGGUGCAAGUCAAACAGCAGUUUGGUAUACGAAGUUCUUAAAGAAGAUUCUUAGCAACAAAAGGAAGUUUGAGGACUUGGCGUGCGUUAUGCUAAAUGAGGAAUGUUUGGCAAUUUUUCAAAAUAAGUUACCGAAAAAGCGACAUGAUCCAGUGAGUUUUACUAUUCCUUGUGUUAUAGGUAACUUAUCUGUUAAUUAUGCUUUAGUUGAUUUAGGGGCUAGCAUUAAUAUAAUACCGUACAAAUUAUUUGUAAAGUUGGGGUUAGGAGAGACCAAGCCCACUAGAAUGAGUAUACAGUUAGCUGAUAGAUCUGUUAAGUAUCCUAGGGGUAUUAUAGAGAAUGUGCUAGUAAAAGUCAAUAAAUUUAUAUUUCCUGCUGAUUUUAUGAUCUUGGACAUGGACGUUGAGAGUAGUGUACCCCUAAUGCUAGAUAGACCUUUUCUUGCAACAUCUAGGGCAAUGAUAGAUGUUUAUGAUGGAAAGUUAAAACCUAGGUUACAGGAAGUAUUAGUUGAAGACCCUCUACAAGUCACUUUGCCAAGGGGAGAUGAGCAUGAGCAGUCAAAUGAGGAAGUGUUGGAGCAACUUGAGUUUCUGUUAGCAAACGAGCCAAGCAACAAUACUGAUGAGGUUGUUGUAAUUAACAAGAUAGGUAUGCAGAAGUUGAGGCCAUCACUUGAGGAACCGUUGGUUCUCGAUUUGAAAGAGCUUCCACAGUGUCUUGACUAUGCAUAUUGGAUGAGGAUAACAGGCUGCCUGUCAUUCCAACAGCAGACUUGA